AUCCCCCUCCACGUGAUGCUACGCGCAGGCGCACCCCCCCUCCCCGGUGACGUAGGUUAGCCUGCCCGCCUCUGUGACUUGAGCUGCCAAAAACUGAGCUGAACUAAAACUUGGCGACGGGCCGAGCUAUGACUGGCUGCUCCAGCGCAACUCUGCUGCCUCUCCUGCACUCCAGCUCCAUACACUUGCACUAAAAGCUGCUCAUAGGAAGCCAGGGCAGCCCCAAGCCCACACACACAACCAAAUAGCAAUUAUAAGAAUUUGAAUUAUUGUAACAAUGCAAUUGCUCUCACCUUUUUAGAUUUCUUUCCAACCCCCUUAGUGCUCAUUUUAAAAGUGUCUAGCAUGAUGGCACCAGGACAAGGCUGGAUGCUGCCGGGGAAUAAGGCUGCUCUUUGCACAGGGGGAGCCCAGUGAAUGGGAUCUGCUGUGUCUCACCAUGAGAAGAACGGUUCAAAAGUGGCCAGCGUUUUUUAACUUUCCCAUUUGAUGGUUGACUGCUUCUUGAAGGAUUAGAUUUACCUCCAGCUCUUCUAUUUCUUUCCUCUGGACUAAGAAAAUGACAGUGAACAAGCGAGAAGGAGCAAAGUUCAAAAGAAGAAUAUCUUUUAAAAAUUACAUUUUAUAAAAAAAAGAAAAAAAAAGGAAAAGAAGAAGCCAGUGCCUUAACUGGUGGCACAUAAGGAAGCCUUUGUAAAUGGACUUGUUAUGGUGCUGUUCUGGGGGAGGGCUAACAUUCUAGUACUGUGUUAGCCUCAAGAUAAAAAGGAGGAAAUAAAAAAACAUUGUUCAGUGUUCAUUUUUAAAUUAUGGAAAUUUGGUGGAAGACGUUGACCUGGAUUUUAGGCCUUGUCAUGACUUCAUCGGAAUGUCACAGGGACAGCAGAGUUACAUAUAGUUCCCAAGAGGAAUACCUGUCUUACCUUGAACACUACCAACUGACAGUUCCAAUAAGGGUUGAUCACAAUGGAGCUUUUGUCAGUUUUACUGUGAAUAGUGACAAACACUUGAGGAGGAGGAGGAGCGUGGACCAUAGAGACCAAGAACAGGAUGCUUCUAAAUUAUUUUUUAAAAUUUCUGCCUAUGGCAAGCACUUUCACUUAAACCUGACUUUGAAUACGGAUUUAGUCUCAAAACACUUUACAGUGGAAUACUGGAGGAAGAAUGGGCCAGAGUGGAAGCAUGAUUUUAUAGACAACUGCCACUAUACAGGAUACUUACAGGACCAAAAUACAACAACGAAAGUGGCUCUGAGUAAUUGCAAUGGCUUGCAUGGCAUUAUUGCGACCGAAGAUGAAGAGUAUUUUAUUGAGCCUUUAGAGAAUGUCACAGAAAAUUCCAAGCACUAUAGCCAUGAAAUGGGCCACCCUCAUGUUAUUUACAGAAAGUCUGCUAUCCAUCAUCGACAUUCAAGCAACCAACCUCACUGCGGUGUGAAAGACUUUACUGGAAACAGCAAACCCUGGUGGUAUAAUUAUAAAUUCUCUACCCCACCCAUGCCAUCAGAUAAUGAUACAGAAAAUGGUCCUCGCCGGCAGAGGAGAUCAGUCAGCACUGAGCGUUUUGUUGAGACCCUUGUAGUGGCUGACAAAAUGAUGGUUGGAUACCAUGGUCGCAAAGAUAUUGAACACUAUAUACUGAGCGUAAUGAAUAUUGUUGCCAAACUUUACCGUGAUUCCAGCCUAGGAAACGUUGUGAAUAUCAUAGUGACACGGUUAAUUGUCCUUACUGAAGACCAGCCAAACUUGGAGAUAAACCACCAUGCGGACAAGUCCCUUGACAGCUUCUGUAAGUGGCAGAAAUCCAUUCUCUCGCAUCAAAGUGAUGGAAAUACCAUUCCAGAAAAUGGCAUUGCUCACCAUGACAACGCAGUCCUUAUUACCAGGUAUGACAUCUGUACAUAUAAAAACAAGCCUUGCGGGACUCUUGGCUUGGCCUCUGUGGCUGGAAUGUGUGAGCCGGAGAGGAGCUGCAGUAUUAAUGAAGACAUUGGCUUGGGUUCUGCAUUUACCAUUGCACAUGAGAUUGGUCACAAUUUUGGUAUGAACCACGAUGGAAUUGGAAACUCAUGUGGGACAAAAGGCCAUGAGGCUGCUAAGCUAAUGGCAGCACACAUUACAUCUAACACAAAUCCUUUUUCCUGGUCAGCUUGUAGCAGGGACUACAUCACCAGCUUUCUUGACUCAGGCCGUGGUACUUGCCUUGACAAUGAACCUCCAAAGAGAGAUUUCUUAUACCCUGCUGUUGCUCCAGGUCAGGUAUAUGAUGCAGAUGAACAGUGCCGCUUUCAGUACGGAGCAACAUCACGCCAAUGUAAAUACGGGGAAGUGUGUAGAGAGCUCUGGUGUCUUAGUAAAAGUAACCGAUGUGUUACCAACAGUAUUCCUGCUGCUGAAGGAACCCUCUGUCAGACAGGAAGCAUCGAAAAAGGGUGGUGCUAUCAGGGAGACUGUGUGGCUUUUGGAACCUGGCCAAAGAGCAUUGACGGAGACUGGGGACCGUGGUCAGUAUGGGGCGAGUGCACUAGGACCUGUGGUGGGGGUGUCUCCUCAUCCAUAAGACACUGUGACAGUCCAGCACCCUCAGGUGGAGGAAAAUAUUGCCUUGGAGAGAGAAAACGGUACCGUUCAUGCAACACAGAUCCAUGUUCUUCGGGGUCCCGAGACUUCAGAGAAAAGCAAUGUGCAGACUUUGAUAACAUGCCUUUCCGUGGAAAGUACUACAACUGGAAACCCUACACAGGAGGUGGUGUUAAAGCAUGUGCAUUAAACUGUUUGGCAGAAGGCUAUAAUUUUUACACGGAACGGGCCCCUGCAGUAAUAGAUGGAACCCGCUGCAAUGCUGACUCCUUGGACAUCUGCAUCAAUGGAGAAUGCAAGCAUGUAGGCUGUGAUAACAUUUUGGGCUCUGAUGCCAAGGAAGACAGGUGCCGUGUGUGUGGUGGAGAUGGAAGCACUUGUGAAGCCACUGAAGGUUUCUUUAAUGAUUCAUUACCCAGAGGAGGCUACAUGGAAGUUGUUCAAAUUCCACGAGGUUCUGUACACAUUGAAAUCAAAGAAGUGUCAGUGUCUAAGAACUACAUAGCUUUGAAGUCUGAAGGCGAUGACUAUUUUAUCAACGGAGCUUGGACCAUUGACUGGCCCAGAAAAUUUGAUGUGGCUGGGACAGCAUUUCAUUAUAAGCGCCCCACAGAUGAACCAGAGUCUCUGGAGGCCUUGGGCCCAACAACAGAAAGUCUUAUAGUGAUGAUUCUUCUGCAAGAACAGAACAUGGGAAUUAGAUAUAAGUUUAAUGUACCGAUCACAAGAACGGGGAGCGGGGACAACGAAGUGGGCUUUUCAUGGCAUCACUUGCCUUGGUCGGAAUGCUCUGCCACCUGUGCAGGAGGCAUACAGAAGCAGGAGGUGGUGUGUAAAAGACUUGAUGACAACUCUGUUGUGCAGAACAACUACUGUGAUCUAGACAGUAAGCCACCAGAGACACAAAGAGCUUGUAAUACGGAACUGUGCCCACCUGAAUGGUUUAUUGGAGAUUGGUCGGAAUGCAGUAAAACGUGCGAUGGUGGUAUGCGCUCUCGAACAGUGCUUUGCAUUCGGAGGAUCGGCCCAUCUGAAGAGGAGACACUUGAUGAUAUCAGCUGCUUAACUCAUCGUCCCAUAGAAAAGGAGGCUUGUAAUAACCAGUCAUGCCCACCUCAAUGGGUUGCUUUGGAUUGGUCAGAAUGUACUCCAAAAUGUGGUCCUGGGUUUAAACACCGGAUAGUUCUGUGCAAGAGUAGUGAUCUUUCCAAAACAUUUCCGAAUGCAAACUGUCCCGAAGAGAGCAAGCCACCAGUCCGUAUACGCUGCAGCUUGGGACGAUGCCCGCCUCCCCGCUGGGUUACUGGAGAGUGGGGACAGUGUUCUGCGCACUGUGGUCUUGGGCAGCAGAUGCGGACCGUGCAGUGUUUAUCCUACACUGGGCAAGCUUCGAGUGACUGUCCUGAGAACGUUCGGCCACCAUCAAUGCAACAGUGUGAAAGCAAAUGUGACAGCACUCCAAUUUCCAACACAGAGGAAUGCAAAGAUGUGAACAAAGUGGCGUAUUGCCCGUUAGUGCUGAAAUUCAAGUUCUGCAGUCGAGCAUACUUCAGACAGAUGUGUUGUAAAACCUGCCAAGGACACUGACCCACAUCAAAUGGGAGAAAAUAGAUCAUUGUUAUUCCAUGGUGGAAAUGUGUCCAUUAAGAAGAAUAACACAGAGAAAUCAGAUGGAUGUCCUUGAAGAGAGAGGAAAAAAAAACCCCUGUGUAACACAUAACCACUCGUCAGCCCAGGCUGACAGGAUUUCUUCACUUCCGUGAAGUGAAUUAAUUAUCCAAAGUGCUGGACACCAGAAAAAAGGAGGAAAGCCAAAUUGGAGAACUUUAAGGCCACCCACUUAAAGCAGGGAACCGCAGAACGUUUGUGUUCUUCCAAGUAUCCGAAUCACCAUGCUUACCUCCUGAAACCAUUUUGAAUAUGGUCUUCACAAAUGACACUGAAUCCAGAACUGUUGUGACUUUUUCUACAAACAGAAAGAGAGAGAACAAUUUCCUAAGUCAUAGCUUAAACUUAUAUUAACUAUUUUAUCUCAUUUUACAGCACCACAAUUUAAAUUAUAAAAAAAAAAAAUGGGCUUUUAAAUAUUAUUUAAGAUGCAAUUAUAAA
Messenger RNA from Xenopus laevis (African clawed frog), 4688 nucleotides. It is a transcript of the gene adamts6.L, whose product is annotated as A disintegrin and metalloproteinase with thrombospondin motifs 6. Lineage: Eukaryota; Metazoa; Chordata; Amphibia; Anura; Pipidae. The coding region runs from base 810 to 4166 and encodes 1118 amino acids. The record is from RefSeq and is a predicted model, not a curated record. The transcript is spliced from 25 exons.